Messenger RNA from Recurvomyces mirabilis, 1173 nucleotides. RefSeq names its product Astra associated protein 1 Asa1 (gene asa1). Bases 1 to 1173 code for a protein of 390 amino acids. The transcript has 2 exons. Gene Ontology annotation, molecular function: protein binding. The record is from RefSeq and is a predicted model, not a curated record. Lineage: Eukaryota; Fungi; Ascomycota; Dothideomycetes; Mycosphaerellales; Teratosphaeriaceae.
AUGGACGUAGAUGAUUGUGGACCCAAAAUUCUAUAUGCUCAGCCGGCGUACAUCCUGCGAGGUCACUCGGCUCAAAUCCAUGCUCUUCACUUCAUCGCAGACAACAAAUAUCUGAUCUCCGGUGAUGCCGAUGGCUGGGUCAUCAUCUGGGACAUGCCUAUCAAGCGGCCAGUGGGAGUCUGGCAAGCACAUAGAGGCGCUAUUCUCGGGAUCAACAGCUGGCCAGGAUCCGAGUCUGACCAAGGCGACAGGAUCAUAACACAUGGUCGGGACAACAAGCUUCGGGUCUGGCAGCUAGCUCAGGACGAUAUCUCACGUCUUGCGAUAAAGCUUCCAGCUGAUGCUGAGCCAGCGGACUCGAGGCAACCAUGGCUACUUCAUAGUCUAACUGUGAAUGCACUCAACUUUUGCUCUUUCGCCAUCAGUAUCUCUCCAGGCUCUUUGACGUCUUCGAAAACCAGUAACGAUGCUCCACCAGAUGUUCUGGUCGCUGUUCCAGGCGUGCAAGAUGGUUAUAUCAACAUCACUUCUCUGCCGGCCGAGCAACGCUUCGCUACCAUCACGGAUCCGAAGGACAUCAAGACUGGUAUGGUAAUGGCUAUCGGACUACAAACCGAAAGCGGCAAGCUUAAAGUGAUCGCUGGCUACGAGAGUGGCUAUGCCUGCGUGUUUUCGCAGCAGGAUGGCAGCAGCAACUGGCAGGCGAUUUACACCCACAAAUCUCAUACUCAGCCAGUGUUGUCUUUAGACAUCGCUCCUGGUCUAAACUAUUUCUACAGCUCUUCUGCAGAUGAAAUUAUUACCCGGCACCCUUUGAACGAGGGCAGUAGCGCCACGAAGACCUUACAGACUAAGCACGCAGGCCAACAGUCGCUUAUUGUGCGAUCAGAUGAGAAGAUCUUCGCGACGGCGGGCUGGGAUGGUCGAGCUCGAGUCUACUCUGCAAAGACAAUGAAGGAGCUAGCUGUGCUCAAGUGGCAUAAGGAAGGAUGCUACGCUCUCGCAUUUGCCACAAUCGGCGAGAGCAAGUCCUCGAACAAACUUGAUGGCGAUGCUUUAGCCGUCAAGCGCAAUCUCACAGUCGCAGAACAGCGAGUCCAGAAGGUGCAAAGCACACAUGGGCUGGCAGCUGGAAGCAAGGAUGGCAAGAUCUCGUUGUGGGAUGUCUACUGA